AUGGUUCUAGUACAAUCAUGGGCUCCUCACCAAGUAUUGCAACCAAUAUCGCAAGUUGAGGUUCCAUUUCAGCCCUUCAGAGAUGCUGGUUAUUCUGCUGCUGACUUUGAAAUCACUAUCCAGGAUAUUGUCUACGCGAUGUGGAGAGCAAAAGAAAGAGAUAUGGUUGACUUGACUAACUUCAACUUAGAAGAAUAUGAACAAUACGAAAGAGUGGAUCAAGGCGACUUCAAUGUGAUUUCAAAAGAUUUUAUUGCAUUUGCCUCACCACAACAAAAUUUGAGAAAGCCUGGGGUGUUAAAUGAGCCCUUCAAGAAAGUCUUGUCUUUUUUCAAAGCCAAUGACGUUCAAUUGGUGGUGAGACUCAAUUCUCAUCUCUACGAUGCCACAGAGUUUACAAAAAGAGGAAUCCAACAUAUCGACAUGAUUUUUGAAGAUGGAACUUGCCCCACAUUAGAUUACGUUAAAAAGUUCAUUGGUGCUGCUGAGUGUAUCAUCAGUAGAGGUGGAAAAAUUGCAGUUCAUUGCAAAGCUGGCUUAGGUAGAACUGGUUGUCUUAUUGGUGCACAUUUGAUUUACACCCAUGGGUUUACUGCAAACGAAUGCAUAGCUUAUAUGAGGAUGAUUCGUCCUGGAAUGGUUGUUGGACCUCAGCAACAUUGGUUGUACUUGCAUCAAAACGAGUUCAGAGACUGGAGACAUACUAUGUGUCUUGAUAACAAGCCGGAUUUCUUUAUUGGUGGCCUUUACUCCUUAGUCUCGUAUGAAGACUUUAAAGCAAGAAUAAAGCAGGAGGCUAAGCAGAAGAAGCAACAACAGCAGCAACAAAUGAACUCGUCCUAUGUCAGUCAGUUCGAUUCGUCAUUUAAUACUCCUAUCCGCAGGAGGAAAAUCAGUGGAGCUUUAGCGUCGAAAAUCCAAAGUGUUGUUCCUAUGGAAUCUCCUGGGCAGCCAAGAAAAUACCGAGAAUCUCAGACUUCUGGUAUUCUUGAUGUUGUCAAUAACUCAGAUGAAGAGAAUCACGGCACCGCUGACUUCAUGCAAGAUGGGGAGCCAACCACCAUAGAGCAGGAGGUUAAUAACGCCGAUGGAGAGAUUUGUCACAGCUCGCCUAAAAGAGACACCAGCGAUUGGAAAAUAUUGAGAUCUAUUUCAACCAACAGUACUACACAACCGGUCUCCUUGACGAAAACAACAACAACGACUACAACGCGAACUGUGAGUACCACAUUAACGUCUUCGCCAAAUUCACCAAACAACCCCAAAUUUCCUAAAUCUCGGUCAAGCACUAUAAUCAGUGCUGGGGUACUACCAGGUAAGAAUGGUUCAAGAGUAGUUUCAGGUGGCAUUAGAAAAGUAAGUGGAAAGAAGAUCUAA
Molecule: messenger RNA, 1377 nt
Organism: Clavispora lusitaniae ATCC 42720
Lineage: Eukaryota; Fungi; Ascomycota; Pichiomycetes; Serinales; Metschnikowiaceae
Gene: CDC14
Product: phosphoprotein phosphatase
Biological process (GO): positive regulation of cytokinesis; regulation of exit from mitosis; protein dephosphorylation
Cellular component (GO): mitotic spindle; nucleolus; spindle pole
Molecular function (GO): protein tyrosine/serine/threonine phosphatase activity; protein serine/threonine phosphatase activity; protein tyrosine phosphatase activity
Source: RefSeq, a predicted model, not a curated record